AUGUCAUCCAUUAUCUACAUUGUCCGCCAUGCUGAAUCAGUCCACAACGUCUCCAAAGACUUCUCUCAUCGAGACCCACCCCUUACAGCUCUCGGAAUUACCCAAGCAUCUGAGGUAGCCAAAUCUUUCCCCAGCCCGGAUUCCGUGGCAGCGGUUGUCGCCUCACCCCUCAUCCGCGCGGUGGAGACGACCCUGGCGGCUUUCGCCCACAUUCUCGACAAACAGGUCGUUGGGGAUAGCGGCACAGAUAAUGGGGCCCGUCUCAUUGUCGAUCCCAACCUACAGGAACGUAGCACCUUAUUAUGCGACACAGGCUCUGACCGCGCGACGCUCGAGAAGCUGUUUCCGAAUCUGAAUUUCGGCGUACUCGGCGAUCAUUGGUAUGAAAAAGAGGGAGCUUACACCGCUGAUGAUGCGGCGGUCGAAGCACGUGCGAAAGUGAUGAGGGAAAGCUUACGCGAUCUAACUGAGGAAUUGGAGAAGAAGGGGAGUGCCGCUGAAGGGAAGAAAGACGUUAUUGUGGUGACUCACGGGGCGUUCAUGAAGUUUCUGGUGCAGGAUAAUACGAUUGACUUGCCAAAGGCAGGAUGGAAGGCUUACACAAUAGGGAAGCAGAAUGAUGGCGAGGUGACCCUUCUCCCUGUAGACUAA
This is a messenger RNA of Fusarium falciforme, 651 nucleotides long. RefSeq lists its product as hypothetical. Gene Ontology annotation, cellular component: cytoplasm. Gene Ontology annotation, molecular function: phosphatase activity. The transcript has a single exon. The record is from RefSeq and is a predicted model, not a curated record. Bases 1 to 651 code for a protein of 216 amino acids. Lineage: Eukaryota; Fungi; Ascomycota; Sordariomycetes; Hypocreales; Nectriaceae.